Molecule: messenger RNA, 936 nt
Organism: Selaginella moellendorffii
Lineage: Eukaryota; Viridiplantae; Streptophyta; Lycopodiopsida; Selaginellales; Selaginellaceae
Product: small GTPase LIP1
Exons: 6
Coding region: 67-867 (266 amino acids)
Biological process (GO): intracellular protein transport
Cellular component (GO): endomembrane system
Molecular function (GO): GTPase activity
Source: RefSeq, a predicted model, not a curated record
CAUCUAUAGAAAGAACUUCGGUUUAGGGUUUUGCCAAAAUGCCGCCGAGCUGAGGGAGGAGCAAGUAUGUACAGGAGGGCGAAGGAGGAGGCGCUGCCGCCGACAGGCCAGGUGCGCGUCCUCAUCGUCGGCGACGCAGGGGUCGGGAAAUCCUCGCUCGCGCAGCUGAUUGUGGAUGGGAGCUGCGGCAAGGACGUCGCGCGGACGAUUGGAUGCACGGUUCACGUCAAGCACAUCCAACACACUAGCGAAGGGUCACUGGCAAACAGCUUCCAGGAUUUCUUCGUGGAGCUCUGGGACGUCUCGGGGAACGAGUGGUACAAGGAUUGCCGCUCUCUCUUCUACUCGCAGAUCAAUGGGAUCAUUUUUGUUCAUGACUUGUCUCAGCGAAAGACCAAGAGCAGCCUCCAGAAGUGGGCGAGAGAAGUAGCCUCUCUGGGCCAUUUCUCGGCACCGCUGCCAUCGUCUGGCAUGGGACUCGUCCCAGUGCCGUUCCUGGUGAUUGGCAACAAGGCCGACAUUGCUCCAAAGGCUGGUGGUAGCAGUGGCAAUCUCGUUGACGCUGCAAGGCAUUGGGUCGAGAAGCAAGGCCUCCUCUCUCCAACGGACGAGCUUCCCACGUCGGAAACAUUCCCUGGAACUCAAGGUCUUCGAGCGGCAGCAAAGGACGGAGAACUGGACAUGGAAGCAAUCGACGAUUUUUUCUCGAUGUUAAUUCGACGACGCUACUUUGGGGAAGGGAUUUCCACUUACUUUUCUUCGACGCAAAGCAACAUCCCUGUAAAUUCGACAAACCAAAUGCCAUCGUCAUCGUUCAUGUACAAUGGUCUCGCCAGAAGCAAUAGCUCGUCGCGCUAUAGGCUCUAAAAGCGCUCUUCUUCGGCUAUGAAGUUCUUUGACGAUAAAAGAAAUAUGCGGCCAUCUUUCUACGUUCUC